This is a messenger RNA of Labrus mixtus (cuckoo wrasse), 1992 nucleotides long. Its product is annotated as heterogeneous nuclear ribonucleoprotein A0-like. The transcript is spliced from 2 exons. The record is from RefSeq and is a predicted model, not a curated record. Gene Ontology annotation, molecular function: RNA binding. Lineage: Eukaryota; Metazoa; Chordata; Actinopteri; Labriformes; Labridae. The coding region runs from base 315 to 1250 and encodes 311 amino acids.
CUCCAGGGUGCAAUGGGUAACCUGGGCAACGAGGACAUCACCCUGCAAAUGAUGGGGUGUGUCUCCACACUGGCGGGGGUUUACCGGAGAGCGGUGGUGCCUUCUCCCCCUCAGUUGAACUCAAGAUUCCCGACAGCACUUGAAGGCAGCACGGACUCAAUUGGCCCGGGAGCCAAUGAGGGGGUUGAAUUAUUCAAGACGACCAAUCAGCGACUGAUACGUCUCAGGGAAACGACAGCCCGCCCUGACGUCGUACAUUGAAGAAGAAGGAGGGACAGUCUUUUCGCGCAACCAUCCUCGGAAGAAAUUCAAUCAUGUCGGCGAAACUUUGCAAGCUGUUCGUCGGAGGGCUAAAUGUGGAGACCACGGAAGAAGGCCUCCGGGCGCAUUUCGAGCAGUUCGGCGCCCUCAGCGACUGCGUGGUGGUCCAGAAUCAGACCCUGGGACGGUCCCGCUGUUUCGGCUUCAUCACCUACUCGGCGCCGGAGGAAGCCGACGCAGCAAUGGCGGCUAAGCCACAUGUCGUCGACGGGAAAACCGUGGAGUUGAAAAUGGCCAUCGCUCGGGAGGACGCCAACAACCCGGACAUCGUGGCGAAUGUGAAGAAGAUCUUCGUCGGCGGGGUGAAGGACCACAUCGAGGCGGAAAACCUCACCGAGUACUUCUGCCAGUUCGGCGCCGUGGAGAAGGCCGAGAUCAUCUCCGACAAGCAGACCGGCAGGAAGAGAGGCUUCGGCUUUGUCUUCUUCGAGGACAACGACUCCGCCACCAAAGCGGUGCUGACCAAAUACCACACCAUCAACGGGAACAAGGUGGAGGUGAAGAAGGCCCUCACUAAGCAGGAGAUGUCUACCGGCGGCGGCGGGAGAGGAAUGGGCCGGGGUCGAGGGAGAGGGAUGCAGAACUAUGGCGGCGGAAGGGGAGGAGGAGGCGGCGGUUACGGGAAUAAUUACGGAGGUGGCUACGGGUACGGCGGGGGUUACGGUGGUGGUGGAGGUGGUGGUGGAGGAUACGGCGGCGGCGGCGGCUACGGAGGGGGAUAUGAAGAGUACGACAACCAGAUGGGGGGUGGGUACAGCAACGGGGACUUUGGGGAAGGCUAUGGACAGCAGCACUCUAAUUAUGGCGCAAUGAAGGGGGGCAACUACGCGUACAGAACCCAGGUUCCCUACAACAGAGGCGGGGUCGGAGGAGGCUACAGCAGGGGGACUGGUGGUGGUGGAUUUGGUGGUGGUGGUGGCGGCUAUUAGUCCACCCCCCCCUUUACUCCCCCACCCCCUCCUUUUACGUUCAUGGGGAAACUUCUGAUUUCAACGAACUUGAAUUUAAACACACAUUACACCCAGGUGGUGGGGGGGUGAGGGGGUCUUUGUUGAGUUCAAUUAAAGGGAGCAGAGCCCAUCACCCACGCCGAAUGAAUGAGACUGUCCAGUCCCCCCCCCCCCCCUCUUUGCAUCCUUUCCAACCCCCCCCUCACCCCCCAAUCCGGAUCCCAUCUGCCCUCCUAUUCCACACAUAAUGGACUUUACUACUAAGAAUUGUGAUUUAUUGAAUUGUACUUUUUGUUAUGUUGGGGAAAUAAUUUUCUGUUUUGAACCAUUUGUAAAGCUGGUCACUGCGUCUCUGUCUUGCAAACCAGCCACAAUGUCUUGUUUAUAUAUAUAUUAUUUCUUUUGCAUCAUGAACUCAGGGUUUUAAUUGAAGUUUGGGUGGCAGUUUCGGGCAGCAUGGGACUCGAUUGCUGGAGUUUCUUGAUCUUAAAAAAAAAAAAAAAACACACAAGUGACAAAGUAUUUUUUAUUUUUUUUGGAGAAAUGUCACAUCCUGUUAUUUGGGUUAUUUUUUUUUUUUGUUAACUGUAACAAACCAUUUCUUCCCGUCCCAUUACUGGCUUUGUUUAGAUUAAAACAGUUUAAUUGAAAUCCAUGUUUUCAGUUUACCCCUAUGUUUUACUGUGCUUUUAUUAAAGUUUUUAAUGUUUGGAAAAAUCCA